GCAGGGGAAGAGGCAGGGGAGUGACGUCAUCGCGUUGUUGUACGUGUCGAGAGAAAGCUGAGACUGCUCGAGUCCAGAUCCAGGCCUGCAGAAGAACAGCAGACGGAAGACACACGCUCACAUCUUAUGGUUGUUUCCUGUGAUCACUACAGCAGCAGAAAAAUGAACGUGUUUGAUCGCACCAUAAACUUUGAUGCUCUCUUUAAGUUCUCUCAAAUCUCUCGCUCGACUCAGCAGCACCUGAAGAAUGUGUAUGCCAGUCUGGCUGUGUGUAUGCUGGUGGCAGCCGCCGGCGCCUACAUCUACAUCAUCACCAGUCUGUUUCAGGGUGGGCUGACCAUGCUUGGAUCGCUGGCUAUGAUGGGUUGGCUUGCCAUGACCCCUCACAGCCCUCAGACAGAGAAGAAGAGGUUGGCCAUCCUCGCUGGUUUUGCUUUCUUCACAGGUCUUGGACUCGGCCCGCUUAUGGACUACGUCAUUAGCGUCAACCCGAGCAUCAUCCUGACUGCUUUCCUGGGCACCUCUGUCAUCUUUGCCUGCUUCACGUUGAGCGCUCUCUAUGCCAAGCGCAGAAGCUAUCUCUUCUUGGGAGGCACUCUGAUGUCAGGGCUGAUUGUUCUUCUGCUCGUCUCCUUCCUCAACAUGUUCUUCGCCUCAGCCAUGGUCUUUAAGGCUCAUGUGUAUCUGGGUCUGGCCAUCAUGUGUGGCUUUGUGCUGUUUGACACUCAGCUAAUCAUUGAGAAGGCAGAAAUGGGAGACAAAGAUUACAUCUGGCACUGUGUUGACCUCUUCCUGGACUUUGUGACCAUCUUCAGAAAGCUUGUUAUCAUUCUCUCUAUGAAUGAGAAGGAAAAGAAGGAGAAGAAGUAAUUUUCAUAAGAGUGAAAACAUCUGUGAGCUGAAUACAUGUCAGCAGCUUCAUUAUGAAUAUGAUUACAUAAUUUGAUUGUUUAAUGUGAUUUGAAAUCUUGUCUUAAUUUUUAUUUUUGAAUUGUUUCUGGGCUUUGGAUAUGUUGUCAGACUAAUGAUCUAAUGUUGUUUGACUAGAUUUUGAGAUCGUAUUUAAAAGCUUAAGUUGAUCUUUAAUUUCUUUGACUUACUGCAACUCUCUGAAGCAGAAUUCAGAGCUCUGUAGAAAAGGAGUCUCAUAAAAAAAAAACAGAUUUAAUAUUGUUCAUACAAUUUGAGUGUAAUGGAGUUGUUGCCUGCUAGAUGAUAGAAGACUUUCUUACCCCAUACUCUGAACAAUAUCAAAUUGUAUAUCAUAAAUACAUUCUAAUCAUAACCUAGUUGUCUCGCUAAACUGCUUUUCUGUGGUUAUAGCAUUGCUUCAUUUAUAUUUUGUCUUUGUUGCCACA
Messenger RNA from Sinocyclocheilus grahami, 1358 nucleotides. Its product is annotated as probable Bax inhibitor 1. Gene Ontology annotation, biological process: cellular response to unfolded protein; negative regulation of endoribonuclease activity; negative regulation of RNA splicing. The transcript has 10 exons. Bases 127 to 870 code for a protein of 247 amino acids. Lineage: Eukaryota; Metazoa; Chordata; Actinopteri; Cypriniformes; Cyprinidae. Gene Ontology annotation, cellular component: mitochondrial membrane. Gene Ontology annotation, molecular function: enzyme binding. The record is from RefSeq and is a predicted model, not a curated record.